AUGCUUUUGUUUAUCAUCGUGGUUCAAGGAUUCGGUUGUCGAAUAGGCUGCUCAUAUCUGUUGGAAAGUGUCGAUCCACGACCUGGUCAAUGUCCUAAACUGGUCGAUAUCACUGAGAAUGAGUCCUCUUCAAUAGCAAAAAAAUCUACCACAUUUUCAGAGACGCCGCGAUGUGGUAGCGAGUGUCGUUUGGACUCCGCUUGUCCGAAUUCAUUACACAAAUGCUGUACCACGGGAUGUAGUCGUGUUUGCACACAGCCCAUAUUCAACGACAGUACACCUCCACUACCCGGAGCAUUGACGCUGCAAAUUUCAGAAGUCUCAACCGCCAUACUCUCACUGGACUGGUCUUCACCUUACAGUCAAUUGACAAAAGCUUGCGGCCCAAUUGUAUUUAUUUUACAAACGCGAAUAUGUGCAUGUAAGGUAUUGGAUGCGACACAACUGACCAAAUGGCAAACGUUGAUUAUGACACAUCAAUUCGGUGCAAAACUGGAUGCAUUUGAACCGGGGAAAAUGUACCAGUUCCGAAUAGCCGCCGUCAGUCCUCAUGGUACACGAGGGUUUGGUCCGGAAUCCGAGCCGNCCGAGCCGUAUCCGAGCCAACCGGAACCACCGGCUCCACCUGGUCCCCCAACAAACGUGACCGAUUCUAUGUGGCGUUUCUAUUCCAGCGGCAGUAUCAGUGUACUGCUUAGCUGGCAACCUCCGAUUCGAACGGACUUGCCCAUUAUGGAGUAUGUGGUAUACUGGGUGAUUGAUCACGGAUAUAUACAAUCCGGUGGGCAGGCUUUGGAAGGAUUAACACAAUUCAGUCACACUCUUGCUCCGGUUACUGCAGUGUCUUACUGGCACGGUCAUGGUCGUCUUCUUUCACAACCGAACACUAUCUUCCUAUCGACACAAUCAAUUCAUCCCAUUUAUUCACAUCAGUCCACCAUGGAGGACAAAUUCCGAGCUACGAAAGGACUGGACUAUGUAUUCGAAUGGUCUCCACAAGUAUGCAUCAAUUCCAAAGAAAGUGAUAUACUCACACUGAAGCAACGCUUAACUGUCCCCGCCAGAACCCGAGUGGUCACAUUAGGAAAUCUAAGUUUCAAUUGUCGAUACGUGGUGAAAAUCAUAGCAUCUACCAGGCAACGUUCAACUAGUGACCCCAAUUGGUUGAAUCCGGACGGAGUUCAAAGUUCAGCUUCAUCAAAUGGGAAUCCUGAGCUGAAUGAUCCGGAAGUCUUCCCCGUCAGACGUAGCUGCUUUUGUACUCCAUCCUGUCUGGAAGUGGAGGUGGGCCAAGGUCCGGCUCCGGCUAAUUGUGCCCCAGCAGAUCCAGGACCGCCACCACCUCCGGCCAAAUUGACUGCCGCCCAAACUGGAUCGUUGGACUAUCGGAUUAAAUGGGAUCCUCCGAGACCGAGUGAAACACAAACCAAAACGACGAUGCUUGUGAGUCGUCAGCAUACGCGAUCUGCUCUACUCGGUCCCCUGGUCAUGGGCACCAAAUAUCGUGUGGUAUGGGCUCCUCGAAUAGAUGAACCGGUCAACAAGGACAUGUAUAACGAUGAUGUUGGUUUCAGUCCGAUUAUGGACACACAACAGUCAGACGUUCGGAUAGUGGAAGAAAAUCAAACGUGGAUUGAAUUACGUGAUCUGCAACCGGGAACGUUUUAUAUUGUCCGAGUGCAAACUUUGAUCACAAGUGAGACUGGGUAUCAACGAGAAAGUUCCCCAGUGGCUGUCUAUUUUGUGACAGCCGAACAGAAUCUACCUCCUGGUUCGCAUACGGCACAGUCCGAUAUGGGCAAUCAAGGUUCUUCGAAGGGCCCACCUCAGCCAGUGCAAAAAUCUCUAAUCCUAGUUCUCUCAACGGCUGUGAUAUUCUACAGAUUUAUAAUUAACGAUUUAUAA
Messenger RNA from Echinostoma caproni, 1905 nucleotides. The record is from the annotation of a GenBank genome assembly. NCBI's taxonomy places the organism in Eukaryota, Metazoa, Platyhelminthes, Trematoda, Plagiorchiida, Echinostomatidae.